Molecule: messenger RNA, 648 nt
Organism: Lycium barbarum (goji berry)
Lineage: Eukaryota; Viridiplantae; Streptophyta; Magnoliopsida; Solanales; Solanaceae
Exons: 3
Coding region: 1-648 (215 amino acids)
Source: RefSeq, a predicted model, not a curated record
AUGGCGAUUGCGAACAAGAUGCGGAUUCAUGGAGAGACUCUGGAAGACGUCACCAUUGUUGAGAAGAUCCUACGGUCCAUGUUGCCAAAAUUUAAUUUUAAAAUUGUUCAGCAGGAUGCAGAAGAGCAAGCACUGCAAGUAACAACUUCCUCCAAAGAUUCUAGGCGUAGAAGGAGCAAGUGGAAGGGAAGAAACUCAGACAAAGCUGAAGAGGAAAUAAAAAAAAGAAUGGUCAACAUGGUCGUGAUCAACGACACUUGUCCAAUGGGAAGGCGAGUCAAGUUUGGGAAUAAUUCCCGCAUUGCUGUCAAAGGAAAAGGGAAGGUGAAACUCCGAACAAAGUCUUCAUUUAUGCAAAUUAUCUCUGAUGUUUACUUUGCACCAGAUUUGAAAACAAAUCUUAUCAGUGUGGGUCAUCUUCACGAGAACGGCUACGAUGUGUCUAUCAAGCAUGGAAUUUGCAGAAUUCAAGAUUCUAAUCAUGGGUUGAUUGUUGAAGCUAAGAUGACUGCAAAUAAGCUUUUCUCACUUGAUAUGCAAAAUAUUGGCUCUACCAACUUUUGUUUUUCAACAAAGUUGAAUAGUCAAGCAUGGCUUUGGCACUACAUAUAUGGGCAUUUGAAUUUCGGAGGAAUAAAAAUGUUGUAG